CUCUGUGCAUCUGGGGUCGUCAUGUCUGGACGCGGGAAGCAGGGCGGCAAGGCUCGCGCCAAGGCCAAGACGCGCUCGUCGCGGGCCGGGCUGCAGUUCCCGGUGGGGCGCGUGCACCGCCUGCUCCGCAAGGGCAACUACGCCGAGCGGGUCGGGGCCGGCGCGCCGGUGUACCUGGCGGCCGUGCUGGAGUACCUGACGGCCGAGAUCCUGGAGCUGGCGGGCAACGCGGCCCGCGACAACAAGAAGACGCGCAUCAUCCCGCGCCACCUGCAGCUGGCCAUCCGCAACGACGAGGAGCUCAACAAGCUGCUGGGCCGCGUCACCAUCGCGCAGGGCGGCGUCCUGCCCAACAUCCAGGCCGUGCUGCUGCCCAAGAAGACCGAGAGCCACCACAAGGCCAAAUAAGCAGUAAGGUUAGGGAAGUUGCCAAACAAAGGCUCU
Panthera uncia (snow leopard) is the source of this 444-nucleotide messenger RNA. Its product is annotated as histone H2A type 1-E. The transcript has a single exon. The record is from RefSeq and is a predicted model, not a curated record. Lineage: Eukaryota; Metazoa; Chordata; Mammalia; Carnivora; Felidae. Gene Ontology annotation, molecular function: DNA binding; structural constituent of chromatin; protein heterodimerization activity. Gene Ontology annotation, cellular component: nucleosome. The coding region runs from base 22 to 408 and encodes 128 amino acids.